Messenger RNA from Erinaceus europaeus (western European hedgehog), 2192 nucleotides. It is a transcript of the gene MPP4, whose product is annotated as MAGUK p55 scaffold protein 4. Gene Ontology annotation, molecular function: protein binding. The coding region runs from base 1 to 1899 and encodes 632 amino acids. The record is from RefSeq and is a predicted model, not a curated record. Gene Ontology annotation, cellular component: plasma membrane; adherens junction. The transcript is spliced from 21 exons. Lineage: Eukaryota; Metazoa; Chordata; Mammalia; Eulipotyphla; Erinaceidae.
AUGAUACAGUCCAACAAAUGUGCAGAGCUCUCCAACAAGAACAGGAUGUCAACCAAUCCGCAGAAUGGUCUCUCCCAAAUCCUGAGGCUUCUUCUGCAAGAGCUGAAUCUGUUCUACAGCCGAGAUGUGAAUGGCCUGUGUCUGCUAUAUGACCUCCUCCACUCCCCUUGGCUGCAGGCUCUGCUGAAGGUCUAUGACUGCCUCCAGGAAUUCAAAGAAAAGAAAUUCAUUCCUGCAACAUCUCAGGCAAAGGCGUUAUCUUGUGAGGUAGUGGACCUGUUACGUGAAAGCUCUCAUUCCCCUGAGAUCCAAGAGUUGAGACAAAUCCUCCAGGGUCCACAUUUUAAGGCCUUGCUCAGUGCUCAUGACACUGUUGCUCAGAAAGACUUUGAGCCCCUUCUCCCUCCUCUGCCAGACAAUAUCCCUGAGAGCGAGGAAGCCAUGCGGAUCGUGUGCUUAGUGAAAAACCAACAGCCCCUGGGAGCUACCAUCAAGCGUCACGAGGUGACAGGGGACAUCCUGGUGGCCAGGGUCAUCCACGGCGGACUGGCUGAGAGAAGCGGGCUGCUGUAUGCUGGAGACAAACUGGUGGAAGUGAAUGGAGUUUCAGUUGAGGGGCUGGACCCUGAGCAAGUGAUCCACAUCCUGGCCAUGUCUCGUGGUACAAUGAUGUUCAAGGUGGUUCCAGUGUCUGAUCCUCCCGUCAACAGCCAGAAGAUGGUGUAUGUCCGUGCCAUGACCGAGUACUGGCCCCAGGAGGACCCCACCAUCCCCUGCAUGGAUGCUGGAUUGCCUUUCCAGAAAGGGGACAUCCUCGAGAUUGUGGACCAGAAUGAUGCCCUUUGGUGGCAGGCACGGAAAAUCUCUGACCUUGGUACCUGUGUGGGCCUGAUACCUUCAAACCACCUUCUGAAGAGGAAGCAACGGGAGUUCUGGUGGUCUCAGCCAUACCAGCCUCAUACCCACCUCAAAUCAACCAUAACAAUUUCUAUGGAAGAAGAUGAUGACAUGAAGAUUGAUGAGAAAUGUGUGGAAGCAGAUGAAGAAACAUUCGAAUCUGAGGAGCUUUCAGGAGACAAAGAGGAAUUUGUGGGCUAUGAUCAGAAAGUUUUUAUCGCGGGUUUCCGCCGCAGCAUACGCCUUUGUCGCAGGAAAACUCACCUGAACCAGCUGUGCAACUCUGCUCACCCGACCAGUAGCUGCUACAGUGCCCUGGGGGCCCCUUACGAGGAGGUGGUGAGAUACCAACGUCGCCCUUCGGACAAGCACCGUCUUGUAGUGCUUGUGGGACCUUCUGGUGUUGGAGUCAAUGAGCUAAGAAGACAACUUAUUGAAGUUGACCCUAGCCGGUUUCAAAGUGCCGUGCCACAUACUACCCGUCCCCAAAAGAGUUAUGAAGUGAAUGGACGUGAGUAUCACUACGUGACCAAGGAAACCUUUGAAAACCUCAUGUACAGUCAUAGGAUGCUUGAAUAUGGUGAGUACAGAGGUCACUUUUAUGGCACCAGCGUGGAUGCUGUCAAAGCUGUCCUUGAUGAAGGGAAGAUCUGUGUCCUGGACUUAGAGCCCCAGGGUAUUCAAGUGGCUCGAACUCAUGAGCUGAAACCAUACUUUAUAUUCAUAAAGCCAUCUAGCAUGAAUUGUAUGAAGCGAUCUCGGAAAGAUGCUAAGAUCAUAACUCACUACUUUGUGGACAUGAAGUUCAAGGAUGAAGAUCUAGAAGAGAUGGAAGAUUUAGCCCAAAAAAUGGAGACUCAGUUCGGCCAGUUCUUUGAUCAUGUGAUUGUGAAUGACAACUUGCAAGAUGCAUGUGCUCAGUUGUUGUCCACAGUUCAGAAGGCUCAGGAGGAGCCUCAGUGGGUACCAGUGACCUGGGUUCCCUCUGAGACUGAGUCUUAAGGAGGCCUCCUAUUUCAUACAGAAUUCUGAACACCUGCAAUCUAAAAGAGAAGCAUAUGCCCCAGUAUAAUAUGAACAACUUAAAACUACUCUAACACAUACUAAACAAUCAUAUUUGAAAAAAAAUGUAUAGACAGGUGUUACCUGUUUGGUUUUUAGAAAGAAAAAUAUUUUAUGUGAAGGAAUGGUAAGAAUAUGAGUUAUGUGAAAACCUUUCAUAGAUUUCAUAUGAUCUUUGUAAGACUCUGAUGAGAGCUUUCUUAAAUAAAGUAAGCAGUAUUUCUGAAACUGUA